Molecule: messenger RNA, 1133 nt
Organism: Xyrauchen texanus (razorback sucker)
Lineage: Eukaryota; Metazoa; Chordata; Actinopteri; Cypriniformes; Catostomidae
Product: pleckstrin homology domain-containing family J member 1-like
Exons: 6
Coding region: 247-717 (156 amino acids)
Biological process (GO): endosome organization; retrograde transport, endosome to Golgi; receptor recycling
Cellular component (GO): recycling endosome; early endosome; trans-Golgi network
Source: RefSeq, a predicted model, not a curated record
GUUUGGGUGUGUGAGUGAACGAUUGUGUAUUGAACGUGCAUGUGUGGUUAAACAGCAUUAGACACUUUAAUUCAGUUUAUUUGGCAUUACAGAAGCGGGCACAGCAGAAUCAGGCUGAACACGACAGCAGCUCGAUGAUCGACAUGACGUGGAGUGUCUGAUGAGACUUUGGCGCGAGACUGGAAAAAAGGCGGGAACUGAUCAAAUGCGAUUUAAUGAUUCGGAGCUGGUGUUUAAGAGCUGGAAAUGCGCUUUAACGAGAAGGAGCUGGUGUUCCUGAGCCGCCAGCCGUCAGAGAGAGCGGCCGAGCUGGGCAUGAGAGGUCCGAAUAAAGGGGACGUUGUGAAGAAGCGUCUAGUGAAGCUGAUUGUUAAUUUCCUGUUUUAUUUUCGCACUGAUGAGGAUGAGCCCAUUGGAGCUCUGCUGUUGGAGCAGUGUCGAGUGGAGAGAGAAGACCACCAUGUGUUCUCUAUUGUGUUUCUUGAUGAAGCGGCACGGAAGUAUCUGUUUGAGUGCGACUCAGAGCAGCAGUGUGUUGAGUGGAUUGAUGCCAUCAUUAAAGCGAGUUAUGAAUUCAUGCGCAAGAAUAUCAUCUUCUACCGCACGGAAAUCCAUCGAUUGACUGGCAAGGAUCCUCUGGAGCAGUAUGGGAUUUCAGAUGAAACGCGUUUCCAGGACAACAGUGGUCUUCCUGUUCUGCCUCCACCCCCCACAUAAACAUCAUAAAUGCAAUCUAAUACGACCGAAGUCCACGUGGUUUCACAUACAUUCGUUUGCCGUUUGGGGUUUUGUGUGUUUGUUCGGGUCAGUUUUUAUAGUCUGCUAUUAAGACUAUUAAUGUACCCUAUAAACGUUCUGUCUCUAUGGGGGGGGGCAAUAGUUAGUAUUAUUGUAAUGUAUGUCUGCUGAGUUUGAGCCAAUUGCAUUAAAGUCAUUUAGUUCUUUGUUGAAUGUGAAGUUCAUUGUUAAUGUGAGGAAACCUUGAACUGAGUCUGUUGCUCUUGCAAGCAAGAUUGUAAGUCAAUGGGGGUUUUUUUUUCCCCAACUUCGGGCACUUUAAUGACUCAGGGGUUGAUUUUUAUUAAAACAAACUUUGAUUUUUCUUUUGUCAUUUGAAGGUCUAAAUAAAAGUG